AUGAUGGGCUCCGUGCUCCCGGCGGAAGCCCUGGUGCUGAAGGGCGGACUCAAGGCGCCCAGCCUCUCCCUGGCCGAGGUGAUCACGUCGGACAUCCUGCACAGCUUCCUCUACGGCCGUUGGAGGAACGUCCUGGGGGAGCAGCUGUUCGAGGAGAAGGCCGGCCUGGGCGCCCCCGGAGGCGGAGGAGGAGGAGGAGGAGGAAGCAGCGCGGGAGGGGGGCCCGGCAACCCCAAAACCGCCUUCACCGCCGAGGUCCUGGCACAGUCCUUCUCGGGAGAGGUGCAGAAGCUAUCCAGCCUGGUCCUGCCUUCGGAGGUCAUCAUCGCCCAGAGCUCCAUCCCCGGAGAAGGGCUGGGCAUCUUUUCGAAAACAUGGAUCAAAGCCGGCACCGAAAUGGGACCCUUCACAGGCCGGAUCAUCUCGCCGGAACACGUUGACCUUUGCAAAAACAACAACUUGAUGUGGGAGGUCUUCAAUGAAGACGGGACGGUCCGCUACUUCAUUGACGCUAGCCAAGAAGACCACCGCAGCUGGAUGACGUACAUCAAGUGCGCCAGGAACGAGCAAGAACAGAACCUAGAAGUGGUCCAGAUUGGCAACAGCAUCUUCUACAAGGCCAUCGAGAUGAUUCCUCCAGAUCAAGAACUGCUCGUUUGGUAUGGAAAUUCCCACAACACAUUUCUGGGCAUCCCUGGGGUCAUAGGUCUUGAAGACGAACAGAAAAAGAACAAGCACGAGGACUUCCACGGCUCCGAGGCGGGCGCCAGCUCAACCGGGCGCAUGCGCUGCGUCAUUUGCCACCGCGGCUUCAACUCCCGCAGCAACCUGCGCUCCCACAUGAGGAUCCACACCCUGGACAAACCGUUCGUCUGCCGCUUCUGCAACCGGCGCUUCAGCCAGUCCUCCACCCUGCGCAACCACGUCCGCCUGCACACCGGCGAGCGGCCGUACAAGUGCCAGGUUUGCCAGAGCGCCUACUCCCAGCUGGCCGGCCUCCGGGCUCAUCAGAAAAGCGCCCGCCACCGCCCCCCCAACGGGACCCUGCCGUCGCACUCGCCCGCCUUGCCUGUGGCGCACCCCACCUCUUUGGCCCACCACAUCCCCACCAUGGUGCUGUGA
Molecule: messenger RNA, 1122 nt
Organism: Pogona vitticeps (central bearded dragon)
Lineage: Eukaryota; Metazoa; Chordata; Lepidosauria; Squamata; Agamidae
Source: RefSeq, a predicted model, not a curated record